CUUAUACACAUUAGAUCCUAGUAUACAACAACGGCACAUAUCGCUUUUUAUUGGCAUACCAUGUCUACUAGGCAGAUUCGUCGCUUAUUGCGCGAGCGCGAGAAGAAGGAUGAUGCUGACGACUCUGUGCCUAUCACAUCUCCAAUAGUUCAGGUCAACAGGCCGAAGUCUAGCUUUGCUGCAUAUCGGGAGUUAGUGGAUUCUUCGGAGGAUAGCAGUAGUGAUACGCAAUCUGCCGAUGAAGACUCCGCAUCAGAGAACAGUGAUGAACUCGAUAGUGAACAAGAAUAUCGAGAUAAUGUUACAAUAGCUCUGAAUGACGAUACCCUGGAAUCCGAUUCGGAUAGCGACGAUGCCCUAUUGGAGUCGUUUAUCGCUAAGCAACCAAAGCCAGUAGACAUUGAUUCUCAUGGAGAGACUAAUAAGCUAGACUGCUUACGAAUUGACCCUAGAUCAUUUCGCAUUCCUGGGUUACAAAUGGAUACUCGUUCCAGUGCUAGGAUGCGAUUAUCGAAGGGUAUGAUUGGGUCAUUACAAAGUCGCAAUUGGUUGGUUCCUGGUAUUCCUCCAAAGGUUGCCGACAAGUUGCGUACUAUUAUCCCGAGGGACAUUCGCAUAAAGGGCUCAGUUGACGCUAAAACAAAGCGUGAGCGUUUUGUUGUUGAAUUUAGUGACCGCUAUAAGAACGUCCAGGAGAUGUGUUUAAUGGCCGUGGACAGUCAGGACCCUGGAUUGUUACGACGCAUCUUGGAUGCCAACCCGCAGCACAUUGAGGUGUUGCUGCGCGCCAGCUGCAUUAGCACUUUACAGGGUCAUCAUGAGGACGCCUUUACAUUCUUAUUCUCGGCUGUUCAGUACAUUCAAGCGGCAUUUCCACCUAGAUUCUCUCCAUGGCGUAUUGAUGAAAGUGGCUUCUCUAAUGUAUGGCUACCAAGCACUGUUAACAGCAAUUUGAUUGUGUAUCGUCUUUUGAUACUCUAUAUGAUAUCCCUUGAGCGCCAAGGUCAGUGGGAAGUAUCCCUGGCUAUUUGUAAAUUACUCCUGCUUCUGGACUUCCCAAGUGAUAUAUCACAUGCACUGUUACAUAUUGAUAUGUAUAUUAUGAACACUUCUGGUAUUGGUCUAUAUCCAUUUUCCGUUGCCUAUGCCAGGGCAUUGGAAUAUAGCGUCCCGCUUCAUUGGAUAUUACCCAACUUUGCCUUUGGUGUUGCUAUGGACUAUGCAACCAAGGAGAAAGUGGAUACAAUCGAGAUUCCUGCAACGGACUCUGACUUACAAAUGAUAAAGCAGUUUCUAACACUCGAAGAAAGUAAACUUGGGGUUAGAUUCCAUCCUGGUGAGCAGGAUACGGAACAAUACGGCUCCAGACGCGCUCAGUUGUAUCUUCUGAGAGCAAUUUUGCAGUAUCCGGGUAUUAUAUCACUGCUAAGCAAGGAACCCUUCGCGUCGGAAUUGGCUGUAUACACUCAUACGGAACCGUUCAUUACUUGGUGCAGUGAUGUCUAUAAGAGUGACACAAUGCUCUUGAAAUGCUACUUGAAGAAAACAUGCGACAUAUGGCGCAACGAGUCUCUAUUCCUUCUCAACCAAACGGCAAAUUUAAUCGUAGAUAUAUAUCGCACGGAGGAUGGUGCUGGCAUAUUAGACGCAUUUCGCGAUUUGUGGCUAUCAUUCAGGUUAGACAUAAAGCUUCCAUUUGAUACGGAAGACAUCAUAGUGGCUGAGUUUGAUCUUGCAUCACAUAGUCUACCUAUUGCCUUGCAGUGAGUUAUAUACUGUGUGACAUCCUAAUAACAAUUGGAUUCUACCUAGGUACUAUUGUAUUUCGUUUGUCAUAUAAGGAUAGUCACCAUUUCUGGCAA
Molecule: messenger RNA, 1862 nt
Organism: Babesia bovis T2Bo
Lineage: Eukaryota; Apicomplexa; Aconoidasida; Piroplasmida; Babesiidae
Product: Transcriptional repressor TCF25 family protein
Exons: 6
Coding region: 61-1767 (568 amino acids)
Cellular component (GO): RQC complex
Source: RefSeq, a predicted model, not a curated record